Molecule: messenger RNA, 1842 nt
Organism: Ooceraea biroi (clonal raider ant)
Lineage: Eukaryota; Metazoa; Arthropoda; Insecta; Hymenoptera; Formicidae
Source: RefSeq, a predicted model, not a curated record
AUAUAUAAAUUUUUUGUUAGUUAUAUAUAAUUUUGUUAAUUAUAAAUAUGUACAUUUUGCUACUUUUUUGUAACGACGAAAAAUAUAUGCGGACUAAUAUUUCACGAGAAGGAUAACAAUAAGAAUAAGAAAAGUAGAAAAGGAGAUUCCAUUUAAAAUUCUCACACUCAUACUCGAUAUAAGAAACUUUAAAGGAGUUAUCCCGUGAUUGAUUCCGUACCACCUGCGUCUUGCAAUAAAAAACACAUUCGUCUGACCAUGUAAACGUAAUUUCCUCUAUUUACAAUCCAGUCACGAUGACGAAUGAAACAACUUUCAUUUGAUCUUUUCAUUCAAGAAAUUCGCUAUCGUAUGAUGCGUGUACAAAUUUGUGUUCACCAAUCAUCAUCGCGUUCGCGAAAUUGCAAUUGAAAGUCUUAUACCUAUUAUUGCUGCAACUGGCAUGUGAUUGACGGGCUAAUUAUCGAUCAAUUCGCCAAUCACGUGAAACGAGAAGAAUGAUUAACUCGUAAAAGUAAAGUGGAUCGUUCUCCUCCUGUAUCUCAUAUUAUAUUUAAUAAUACUUUCUUUUUUAUCGAUACAUACUAAUAAAAUUAUAUGCUGCUGGCUUGUAAAAUAUAAUGCAUCAUAUAAUCAAUGACUUUUUACUGAAAUUCUAUGUUAUUUAUCAACAUGAAGAAAGUUUUGUGAAAGAUUAACAAUCAUUGUAAAAUAUAAAUUUUGACUUUAGCACAAAUAAAUCUCAUUUGCACAAUGCAAUUUGGUAAUUUCUACUAUAUACUAACGUAGAACAUAUUAUUUAAUAAAAAUUUAGUAUGUAGAUAUGAAAAACAACAUAAGUGACAUAAUGCAUGUUAUUUCUUAAAAUGUCUAAAAAUGUCAUUCUCGAAAUGACGACAGACUCUGCCGGUUCUCGGUCGAUCAUCCCAUCAUCAUCAGAAUUGAACCAAUCACCAGAUUUAGCUGAGAUGUCAAGAACUGAAGCUGUCAGGCAGGAUGUCAGGAGAUUGAAGAGCGUCACGCUGGGUAGAAUGGGCAAGAUGUUUAAAACGCGUAUGUCCGUCAUGGAACGAUCCUCUUUGGAUUUGGACACCGAUGUGACAAGCGUUGAUGAUAAUGACGAAAAAGCAUUGAAGAAAGAAAAAACAAACUCUUUAGGAAGGAUACUUAAGCUCGUCGACAAAGAUGGCUCACCCAAGAAACUUUUUACUCGUCCCCAAGCAGGAUCGCUAAGUCGUAUACUACGUAGACAUUCUCAUAAUGAGAACAAUGAAGUUAUCGAUAAAUCCGCGGAUUCUGUGCGUGGAAUUUUCUUUAGACUGCUCAACCAGUUGAGAGGAAAGUAGAAAAACUUGCGCCGAGCGAUUCUUUAGUAAUAAAUAAACCUCGAGUCUUGAUCGCGAAAUCUUGUUUAAAUCAGCGAGUUAACGUGCAAACUGGUCUAAGUGUAAAUAUCAUCUUUCGAAUUAAUUUUCUACAUUUUACCAAAAAAAUGGGAAUUGAGACAUUUGUAAUAUUGUUAUUACAAAAUUUUUUUUAAUUGAAAAGAAAAAAUACAUAGAAACAAUUUUGCGAAAGACUUGUCAUAACAUAGAAAUACAUAUUAAUUGCAGAUCGCUUCAUAAACGGAAUUAUUUAAUCUGAUGCGAGAAAACAAACAUAGUAAAUUCAAUUCUUUAUCAUCAUCUAAAAUUGUUAAACUGAAAGACAACUAACACUACAUAAAUAAGAUUAUCUACACUAGUAUUAUCUGGAAAAUCAAGCAAGAAAAUGCAAUUAUAUAUAUUAGGUUGUUCAUUAAGUUCUGCGGUUUUCUUGAUAGAUAGCGUUUGUCCAUUGAAA